AUGAGGUCCCAUUUGUGCCAGCCAGAGCCCAGGGCAGGCAGCAAGAGACCCUGGCCCAGGGUCUGGGCGCUGUGUAUGGACAUCCCUGCUUCUCGGGGGGCCGGCCCUCUCUGCUCCCAUAGGACACGCUUGCUCUGGGGCCCGGGCAGGCCCUUCUUCGCUCUGGUGCUGCUGGCUUCCAUCAAGCAAGUUACAGGAUCUCUGCUUGAGGAGACAACUCGGAAGUGGGCUCAGUACAAGGAGAAGUGUCUGCGAGAUUUACUCAAGGAACCUUCUGGUAUAUUUUGUAAUGGAACGUUUGAUCGGUAUGUGUGCUGGCCUCACUCUUCUCCUGGAAAUGUCUCUGUUCCCUGCCCUUCAUACUUGCCUUGGUGGAAUGAAGAGAGCUCAGGAAGGGCCUACAGACACUGCCUGGCUCGGGGGACUUGGCAGAUACUAGAGAACACCACAGAUAUUUGGCAGGAUGACUCCGAAUGCGCCGAGAACCACAGCUUCAAACAAAACGUGGAUCAUUAUGCCUUGCUGUCAACCUUGCAGCUGAUGUACACCGUGGGAUACUCCCUCUCUCUUAUCUCCCUCUUCCUGGCUCUCAGCCUCCUCUGGUUUCUUCGAAAACUCCACUGUACUCGCAACUACAUCCACAUGAACUUGUUUGCGUCGUUCAUUCUGAAAGCUGUGGCCGUACUGGUGAAGGAUGUCGUCUUCUCUAACUCCUACUCAAAGAGGCCUGACGAUGAGAGCGGGUGGACGUCCUACCUGUCCGAGGUGUCCACCUCCUGCCGCUCUGUCCAAGUCCUGCUGCACUACUUCGUGGGGGCCAACCACUUGUGGCUCUUGGUCGAAGGCCUUUACCUCCAUGCACUGCUGGAGCCCACAGUGCUUCCUGAAAGACGGCUGUGGCCCAGAUACCUGGUUGUGGGUUGGGCCUUCCCUGUGCUAUUUGUUGUCCCCUGGGGCAUUGCCCGUGCACUCCUGGAGAACACAGGGUGCUGGGCAACAAAUGGGAAUAAGAUAAUCUGGUGGAUCAUCCGAGGACCCAUGCUGCUUUGUGUAAUGGUCAAUUUUUUCAUCUUCCUGAAAAUUCUCAAGCUACUCAUUUCUAAGCUCAAAGCCCAUCAGAUGUGCUUCAGAGAUUAUAAAUACAGAUUGGCAAAGUCAACACUACUCCUCAUUCCUUUAUUGGGUGUUCAUGAGAUCCUCUUCUCUUUCAUCACUGAUGAUCAAGUUCAAGGAUUUUCCAAACUUAUACGACUCUUCAUCCAGUUGACCUUGAGCUCCUUCCAUGGAUUCCUCGUGGCCUUGCAGUAUGGCUUUGCCAAUGGAGAGGUAAAGGCUGAGCUUUGGAAGUCCUGGGCCCGCUUCUUGCUCGCCCGGAAUUCAGGCUGCAGAGCCUGUGUCCUUCGGAAGAACUUCGGGCUCCUGGGGAAGUGUCCCAAGAAGUUCUCAGAGAGAGACGGCAUCCAGAUAAUUCGCAAGCCGCAGGCCUCCGUCGACAGCUCCCGCCUGGCCUUACAGGGUCUGCGGGAGCUGGACACCUGGCCUCACCAGGACCACAGAGCCUGGCCCCGGGGCAUCAGCCUUUCUGAUAGCAGCGAGGGGGACUUCACUCUGGCCAACACCAUGGAGGAGAUUCUGGAAGAGAGUGAGAUCUGAGGCAGAGGAUUUCACUCCAGCUCCGCAGGCUGGGGACUCCUGAGAAGGACGAGGACGCAACAUGCAAA
This is a messenger RNA of Fukomys damarensis (Damara mole-rat), 1721 nucleotides long. RefSeq names its product glucagon like peptide 2 receptor (gene Glp2r). Gene Ontology annotation, cellular component: plasma membrane. Gene Ontology annotation, molecular function: peptide hormone binding; glucagon receptor activity. Bases 1 to 1653 code for a protein of 550 amino acids. The transcript has 13 exons. Lineage: Eukaryota; Metazoa; Chordata; Mammalia; Rodentia; Bathyergidae. Gene Ontology annotation, biological process: adenylate cyclase-modulating G protein-coupled receptor signaling pathway; cell surface receptor signaling pathway. The record is from RefSeq and is a predicted model, not a curated record.